Molecule: messenger RNA, 2111 nt
Organism: Quercus robur (English oak)
Lineage: Eukaryota; Viridiplantae; Streptophyta; Magnoliopsida; Fagales; Fagaceae
Product: transcription factor bHLH110
Exons: 7
Coding region: 584-1756 (390 amino acids)
Biological process (GO): regulation of transcription by RNA polymerase II
Cellular component (GO): nucleus
Molecular function (GO): protein dimerization activity; RNA polymerase II cis-regulatory region sequence-specific DNA binding; DNA-binding transcription factor activity, RNA polymerase II-specific
Source: RefSeq, a predicted model, not a curated record
UAGAUACCGACCCCAAUUGCUCUAUAUAAGAGCUUUGGACAUGUGGGGAUGAGAGAAGGUAAGAGUAUGGUUGCUAUCAUUUCUCUUCUCACACCUUUGUUGAAAGCCUUGGGAUCGAAGGCAGGGGUAUUAAUCAUGGCGUAGGAGAAGUAUAAUCAUCUCCCUGUAAUUGCAGAGAGUGCUUAUAUAAAAGCAUAUAAGAGAGAGAGAGAGAGAGAGAAGAAACUAAAUAAUUAAAGUCAGAGAGAGGGGUGUGGAGAUUAAAAACUCACGCUCUCUCUUUCUUUCUUUUCAAGUCUACUUUAAUAAGCUGUAAACUUGAAAGAGUAAAGAAGAAACUGAGAAAAGUGGCCACGAAAAGCAAGCAGGUAUGUGGGUGUCACCUGAACUGUCUUUCUUUGAAUAGAGUGAGAGAUUCCUAGCAAAGCUAGCUACUUAGUUUACUUUAAUUACUACUAUCAUCUUGGGAUUUUCAAGCCCUUUUAAAAUAAGAUUAUCAUCAUGGAGUCUGCAAAUCUCCAUCACCAACAUCAGCUCCCAGACCAGCUUGUUGGGUCUUCUUCUUUAGCCAACCCAACCUACUAUGGAGUUGGAAGCAACCAUGCUGCUUGGACCCCAAAUGUCACUUUUUAUGUCAACUAUUUGUAGGAACAAUAACUUCAAUUCAAACUUCGAUGGAGUUUUCUCAAACCCAAGGGAAUCUAAGCAGGAUAAUGACAUUCUAGCGCCUUGUCUCAACAAUUCCAUGGUCCAAGACUUAGGCUUUUACUGGCUUAGUAAUGCAGGGAGUUCCAAUAGUCAGUCUGCCCAUGACCUAAAAGUCAAGGAAGAGCAUUCAGAAUCUUUCCGCAAAUACACUGAACUGUUACACAGUUCCUCAGAAGAUUACCAUUUUACUCCAACAAGUCACAUAAAGAAUGAGAGAAACGAUCUUAGUGAGAAGCUAUUGCUCAAGACCAUUUCUACCAAGGGGCUUUAUUCUAAUGCCCAGAACUGUCCUAGUUUUGGAGGUGUGGCAAUGCCAAGCAGAGGGAACUUCAGCCAGAUUUAUCCUAGUAUAAAUAUUUCCAACUUGAAUCAAUCGCCAUCAUCAUCAGAAAUUUCAAGCUCCUUGGACAUGAACUUGCAGGCCUUGAGUCUAUUGACCCCAGAAAGAUACAGUGGAAGUUUUAGCCAACCUUCACAUGAUAGUCUUGGAUUAUUUAAAGCGAGCCCUUCUUUUGGUCUUGAUCAUAUGCAUAUGCAGCAAUUAACUCACAGGCCAUCAUUUAGCCCUAAUAAUAUAUCAUCACCAUUCACAAAUAGAAUAACAGAAGAAAAGAGACCCAGCAGUUUGAUGGAGGCAAAGACAGCUCAAGCUGCAUCCAAGAAAUCGCGAUUGGAGCCACGCGCUUCAUGUCCACCAUUUAAGGUUAGGAAGGAAAAAUUAGGAGAUAGAAUUGCAACUCUUCAGCAAUUGGUGGCUCCCUUUGGCAAGACAGACACAGCAUCGGUACUAAUGGAGGCUAUCGGGUACAUCAAAUUCCUUCACAACCAAAUCGAGACACUGAGCGUUCCAUACAUGAAGUCAUCACGAAACAAGGCUUGUAGAACAAUGCAAGCGGGUUCAGUGGAUGAUGGAAACGAAGAACGAAAGCGAGACCUCAGAAGCCGAGGGCUGUCUCUCGUGCCAUUAUCAUGCAUGUCUUAUGUCACAGGUGAUAUUGGUGGUGGAGGCAUUUGGCCCCAACCUAAUUACGGUGGUGGAGGAACUUAGAAUAUAUGUAUCUUAAAGACAAGUUUUUAACUUCUGAGCGAGACAAAUAGUUUGUUUCCAUGCAUUAAACCCGUAUUUGUUGAGAGCUUUAGGGUAUAUCUAGAAUGGAUGAAGAUGAGAUGAGAAGGACCAAGAUAUAAGGUUUAGGUUUCACUCUAUUUCCCAUCCAUCCAAACAUAGGAUUAGGUUUCAGUUUCACUCUGCUUCUUUUAGUGGAGCAAAUUUGGUCAACCUGUGUAAAAGAACAUGAAUCCCAGGAUGGACCAAGUUUGAUCCAUUAACAGUUCACUUAUCAUUUAUUUAUGUAUUGAAGACUUUUCACAUUGUGUAUGUACCUUAAUUUUUAUUUUUCUGU